CCCAUUUCGAGUACAGUGUCACAUCUAACAUGCUACGUAUCGGUUUGCGUCUUCCGGUGCUAGGUCCGCGUCUAGCACCGGCGGCAGCGACCGCCAUCUCGCCGUAUCUAUCUUGCGUGCGCUUCAAGCGCUCAGCAGCGAAAUCUGGUCGCGUUAGCGCCGCUAGUGGCUCCGAUCGCAGCGCGGCAUUGACGAUGGCAAUCCGCCAGAUCGAGAGCAGCUUCGGCAAGGGUGCCGUCAUGCAGUUGGGCUCAACUAAGACUGCGGAGCGCGUGGACGUCAUCUCGUCCGGCUCCUUGUCACUGGACUUGGCUCUAGGUACCGGUGGCAUCCCUAGAGGACGUGUGGUGGAGAUCUACGGUCCCGAGAGCUCUGGCAAGACGACACUGGCAUUGAGCUGCAUCGCGGAGGCUCAGAAGACCGAGGGUGGAGUGUGUGCGUUCAUUGAUGCAGAGCACGCCAUUGACGCCCACUACGCCAAGGCUUUGGGGGUGGACAUCGACGCCCUUUACGUCUCCCAGCCAGACUCUGGAGAAGAAGCUCUGGAGAUUGCGGACACGCUCAUCCGGUCGGGAGCUGUGGACCUCGUGGUGCUGGACAGUGUGGCGGCUCUGGUACCACGUGCGGAGCUUGAGGGCGAAAUGGGAGACCAGCAGAUUGCUCUCCAGGCGCGGCUUAUGAGCCAGGCGCUGCGUAAGCUGACGGGGUCGCUGUCAAAGUCCAACUGCACCAUCAUCUUCCUGAACCAGAUUCGUCAAAAAGUGGGCAUCAUCUUUGGAUCACCCGAGGUGACGUCGGGUGGCACUGCGUUGCGCUACUACGCGUCAGUGCGGCUGGAUAUUCGUCGAAAGACUGCGAUCAAGGAAGGUGACCAGGUUGUUGGCAACGAGACUGCGGUGAAAGUAGCCAAGAACAAGCUGGCUUCUCCCUUCAAGGUGGCGACUUUCGACAUGAUGUUCGGUCGUGGUAUUGAUCGACAGUCCGAGUUGCUUGACUUGGGUGUGCAGCACGGUCUGCUGAAGCGGUCAGGCGCGUGGUACAGUCUGGCUGGAAGUGAUGAACCCAUCGCUCAGGGCAAGGCGAAGGCGAAGGUAUUCCUACAGGAGAACCCUGAAAUCUCGAAGGAUCUCGAAGCGAAGUUGCGUCGGAUGCUCUUCGAGCCAACCGAGGCUGACGAGAAAGCCGACGAAGGUGUAGGAGUUGAAAGUGAAGGCGAGGACGAGGCCACUUCAGCUGAAGCAGUUGAUGGUGUUGACUCGGACAGUAGCAAUGAAGACGAGAAGGUCACGGGAUAAGAGACAAACAACACGCAUCGCUAUAAAACGU
Molecule: messenger RNA, 1326 nt
Organism: Phytophthora infestans T30-4
Lineage: Eukaryota; Oomycota; Peronosporomycetes; Peronosporales; Peronosporaceae
Product: protein recA
Exons: 6
Coding region: 195-1295 (366 amino acids)
Biological process (GO): DNA repair
Molecular function (GO): ATP hydrolysis activity; ATP-dependent DNA damage sensor activity; ATP binding
Source: RefSeq, a predicted model, not a curated record